CAGUGGGUGUCUGGGCCCUGGGUAUGGAAAAAGUCAACAUAUUUUAUUAUAUGUCUCUUAUUCUGGGCCUCCCCUAGCUCCCUGUCCUUACCCAGCCCUGUCCCACAGCUUGAGGCGAGCAGGGUACAAGCUCCAUAGGGAUAGAAUGUGGGAGACACAGCACAGUGAGAGAGAACUGGGUGUAACUGCAGGAGUAACAUCAGUCUCCUGACAUCACUCAUACAUGUUUCUGCUCUUUAUAUAUUAUAAUGGUUUCACUGAAGCAGAGGCAUAGAGUUCAUCAUCACCUGUGUUUAGGGUUGCCACCUUUUCCUUAAAAAAAACACCGGCCUUUCCUAUAAAUUUAUCUUUUUUCCCUAUUAAUAACAUUGGAAUCAACCAUCAUAUUUACUGGCCAGAUGGCAACCCUAUCUGUGGGCAAAUAAUUCCUACCAUAGGAUAUUGUGUUCAGUGGAGGUCCAGACGAUGUAUAGCCAUGAUAUAUAGUACUUAAACCAGUGAUUUUAGGCCCUUCUUUUAUUGGAUAAUGAGAAACAACUGAUAAAAAUAUUAUGGUAUCCACAAUGCCUGGAAGUGAGAGCGUCCAGCUAGAUUUUCCCCAUUACAGCUCUAUACUAUUAGAUACCUUGAACAAGCAGCGUUUGGAGGGAAAGUUCUGUGAUUUGUCGGUUCAGGUUCAAAGUCAAGUUUUUCGAGCUCAUAAAACAGUUUUAGCAGCUUCAUCUCCAUAUUUUCAUGACAAGCUACUUCUAAAUGACACCAGCUGCUUAGUGCUUCCAAAUGUCAUCCAACCAAGUGCCUUUGAGAACCUUUUGCAGCUUAUUUACUCUGGCCGGCUGUGCUUGGAAAUGGAGGCUUUGCCUUCCCAUCUUCUGGUGGCCAGUGGCUUGCAAAUGUGGCAGGUUGUAGAUCGAUGCUCUGAGCUUCUAAAAGAGAGAGAAAUGCAUCAUCCACAGGCUUGGUCUAGCUGUGCAAGUGAAAGUCAGUCACCCAGUAGCAGUUUCCAGCCCCCACGUGAUGAUCCCCUACCUCCAUCAGUCUCUUUACCAGUAUCUCUCGGCUGCUCUGAUGAUGAAGAGGUGAUAAAGGUUCGUGUGUCAGAAGAAGAAGAGGAGGAGGAAGAAGAAGAUGACAUUCAGAAUGGAGCAAAUAUUCUAGAAGAGUCUACUUCAGGUAACUGCUCUUAUGCCCUUCCUUCCUCCUCAUCCCCAGCAAGUCCAAAAGUAUAUUACAUUAAACAAGAGCGACCAGAGCAAGAUAGUGGUUACUUAAAGACAUUUGGCAUGACAGAGAUGCAGGCUGAUUAUUCCUCGGAACUGAGCUUUGUUCUUCCUCCUACGUCAUCAUCUUCUGAUGUUUCUCUCUGCUUGCCUCGUAAAAUACAUGGUGUGUCCGAUUCCGAGUCCUUUACUCUUUCAAAACCUGUGGACCUUCAUGGUAAUGAGAUCAUUUCCCAUGCCCUUCAGGCCCAAACUGUUCAUGCUCCACUUAAACUUGUUGCAGCCCCUGAUGGAAAGAAAUUUGGCUGCUUGUGUGGCAAACGCUUUGCGGUAAAGCCCAAACGGGACCGGCACAUCAUGCUGACCUUUAGUCUUAGGCCAUUUGGUUGUUCUGUCUGCAAUAAGAAGUUCAAACUCAAGCAUCAUCUUACUGAGCACAUGAAGACUCAUGGAGGAAACCUGUAUUCAUGUGAAGACUGUGGGCGUAAAUUUAGGGUACAGAGCUGUUUCCAAAAACACAAGGAGGUGUGUAAAGGACAGAGGUGGGCAGGGGCAUGUUGGACCUAUAAAUAAAAUUGAUUUCUAAUGGACCCUUCUGAAUUGUAGUCUGAGUCAUCCAAAGCAGACAGUAUGCUGGGUUUCACUGCAUUGAAAUGUAUAUCCAGGAGCAUGCACUAGCUAGUCACUUGGCCACAAAAACGUAAACAUUUUAACAUUUACAACAAGGAAACUCUGACUCAACAACUUUUCUCCUUUUGCAACAUUUUGAGCUGCUUCUUAAAACUCAAUGGCUGUUGCAUGAGAAGUGUUUAGUAGAGUCCGAGCAGUUCAGAUCCAGCCAGAAUUGGGUGAUACAUUCACCACUGCAAAUAUAAGAUAGAAAAGUUUCUGUUAUGUGUUGAAAAAGGAAUCUUUUGGCAAUCAGUGUCUGAAGCUGCAUUUCAACUGACUUUGACUGUACUGUUGCAUUGUUGCCUAUGACUGGACUCCAGAUCUGACCUGCAACAUUCUCUAUAUUUUUUAAAGUACAUGGACAAUGCUAGAACCUCCUUGUAAAGGUUAUUGCAGUUGCCGCAGGCAUAGAUUGGUUAUAUUUGCACGAAACAUGUAGGCAGGAAAGCAUGACCAGCUGAAGUUAGAAUGUAAACAACUUUUACAUAUCUACAAUCAUGUAUAUUUGUGAGUAUAUAUCUGUACAUGUGUAAAGGCUUGUCAUACAAAACAUAGAUAGCUAGAACCACUGAAUGCCUACAACAGUACUAAUGUUUGUUCCUGUGGGGGAGUAGUCAUUUUUUGCUAUAGGUACGGGAAAAGGCUUCUUGUUACUAGAGAGGUAGACCAAUAACUGUGAUGAGCAGUGUCUUUAUGGGGACUUAAUCCUGAUACUUAGGAAAUAUUAUUUACUUUAAGCUAUCAUAGUUUGUGUCAGGAACCUGAAGAGCUCCUUCAGCAUAUAUGUCUGUAGUGCUAGUUAUUGUCAGGUGAGGCCAACCCCCAAUUGGGAUGAAUAGUAAUACUGAUUGCUAUUGAUGGGAAGAUCAGUAGUUCCUUUUUUUUAUUUGAAAUGCAACAUUUUACUGCUGGUAACCAUAAUGUUGGUACAGUAAAUCGGUAAGACUGAAUAUUGCAUACAUAAAUGAUUAGGCAUAACAUUUUCUGUAUUGGCAAAUACGCUAGACUUUAGCAGCACCAGGAGGGAUUUUUAUUAAUAGGGCACAAUCAUAAUUUAGGAUAUUGUAUGAUACAGUUACUUGUAGCACUACAUUAACCAGUGCAGUUCUGCAUGCAGAUUGCUGAGAGUGUGUCACAGGGAAAUAAGUGCAGUAUACCAGUAUGUCAGUGCCUUCCGAAUAGGCAUAAGGAAGGUGCUCUUUAUGUUGGCAUGAACAGCACCACUGCUUGUACGACAUUUAAAAAAGUAUUCAACUGAUUUUUAGCAUAGAGCAAAGUCACAGAAAAAUGCCAAGUCCCAUUUUCCCAAAGGACUAACCAAAGUAAAUAAAUCUACAGUAGUUAUUAAAAAAUAUAUCUUUGCAUUUAGCCAAUUGAAAUAUUAAUAUAUGAAUGUAAAUGUACAUUUCUAUUGAAGACUUCCUUAGCAUGCAUAGAAAUGUUAAUGACCCUAUUGAUAGAAUAUUGGCUAUAACCACACAAGUGGUAAAAUUGUAAGCUUAACAUUCUAUUACUUUCAAAAUAUGAGCAGCCGUAACCAACAGUCUUGGAUGAUUGCUUUCUGUGAGUAUUUGGCCAAAAAGAAAAGCAAGUUUAUGAAGUCUAGGUGCUCAUCCACUUGUGUGUCCAGGCCUUCAGACAUGUUUGCCUGGUGCGCUGGUUGAUCUGUUUGUUUUCGUCAGGGCCGUCCCUAUAACAAAACAGACAUUUUUAUCACUUCUACACUAUGUCUGUCAUUGCCCUUAAUUCUAGGAUAUCAUUCUGGACUUAGUUUCUUGUUGUAGCAUCUGACUUUCAAUCCGGUAACACCCAAGGCAGAAACUGUUGAGAAACAUAGUUAGAUGUUGUUUUGCACAAUGUUGCAUCAGUGGUAGAAUCAGAGCACACAGCAACAGCUAUGACAUAUUUUACUGGUGAUGUGUAGCUGCUCUAUAAUGAAUAUAGAAAUGUUGAUGUGUUGGGAAAGUCUCCUUUUAUCAGCUUGCCAUAUGAGAUAAGGGUGUGGGGCUGCACUUGAGACCAGAAAGAUUCACUGGCACACAAAGGCUGGUGCAAGCAGGGACAGGCCCGUGCUUGUUUAUUUGCAGAUAAACACUUAAUACCCAGCUUCCAUGGCUAUAUGUAGAAGGCACUAUCCAUAUCAUACUGAGAGCCAUAAUCCAGCCAGGAAUCCAGGUAAGGGUAGGUAUUCGUAGAAACCCACAACUAGGCAAAUAAAGGAAAAAGCAGAUAUCACGGGAAGAUAAAACAAGCUAAAGCUUUAUGCAUUCUGUGCGUUAGGGCACUAAAUUAUUCAUAUGCUUCUGCAUGUGUUGCUCACUUAGUAUUAGGACAAAUUUGGGUUUUGAGAAGCUUGUCAUUGUUUUACUUUCCCUUUAACCUCUAUUGCAAGACCAUCCGUCUGAAGGCCCAUUGGCUGGAUGUUCAUGUAAGAGAGAAAAGCACUGGUCAUACAAUGAUGAUAAUAAAUUGUCAGCAAUUGUCAAAUGUCCUCCUGAGUGGUUAAUAGCAGUAUCAGUCAAAAUGAUGCCAAUCAUCCUGUUUUUCUUGUCUGAUUUUGAGACAUAUACAUCAUCUAAAACUCUCUCUGGAAUAAACAAUAAAAAACUA
Molecule: messenger RNA, 4502 nt
Organism: Xenopus laevis (African clawed frog)
Lineage: Eukaryota; Metazoa; Chordata; Amphibia; Anura; Pipidae
Gene: zbtb9.L
Product: zinc finger and BTB domain containing 9 L homeolog
Exons: 2
Coding region: 552-1793 (413 amino acids)
Biological process (GO): regulation of transcription by RNA polymerase II
Cellular component (GO): nucleus
Molecular function (GO): DNA-binding transcription factor activity, RNA polymerase II-specific; RNA polymerase II cis-regulatory region sequence-specific DNA binding
Source: RefSeq, a predicted model, not a curated record